GGAGCGGCAAGAGGCGGGAAUCUGAACUGCGAAGAGUGUGGGACAGCGGGGCAGCCCUGCGAGGAGCAACCAGAGACUCAACCACUGAUGGGUUCUGCCCAAGCCGAGAACAGCCAGCACUGGAGAGCUCCCUGACUGGAAGGGCCUGCCAAAGGAAUUUCCCAGGUGCUCAAACACCAGGCCUUGCAGCUCCUGUGCUCAGCCCAGGAGGCCACCAGUGAAACUGGAGGAUCGGCCACACCUCAGGCCAUGGCGAGUCAGGGGCUUCCCCUACGAGUGGCCACUCUGCUGACGGGGCUGCUGGAAUGUCUUGGCUUUGCGGGCGUCCUCUUCGGCUGGGCGUCGCUGGUGUUUGUCUUCAAGACAGAACAUUACUUUGAGGAGCUGUGUGAACCAAAUGCCGGGCUGACGGGCAAUGCCACACUGACGGGCAAUGUCACGGGACAGACUGACUGCAAAGCCCAGGAUGAGAAGUUCUCGCUCAUCUUCACCCUGGCGUCCUUCAUGAACAACUUCAUGACAUUCCCCACUGGCUACAUCUUUGACCGUUUUAAGACCACUGUGGCCCGCCUCAUAGCCAUAUUUCUGUACACCACUGCCACACUCACCAUAGCCUUCACCUCUGCAGAAUCAGCCCUGCUGCUCUUCCUGGCCAUGCCCAUGCUCACCGUUGGGGGAAUCCUGUUUCUGAUCACCAACCUGCAGGUGGGAAACCUGUUUGGCAAACACCGCUCAACCAUCAUCACUCUCUACAAUGGAGCGUUUGACUCUUCCUCGGCAGUCUUCCUUGUCAUUAAGAGUUUCCAGAUCCAGGGCAGCAGAAGGAGCUCCACUCUUUCUGGAGCUACGCUUUCUCGCGGCGCUUUGCCUGGCACCUGAUGUGGCUGUCUAUGAUACAAUUGUGGCAUUACCUCUUUAUCGGCACCCUCAACUCUCUACUCACCACUUUGGCCAAGGGAGACAGGGCACUAGUCAGCAUCUACACAAAUGCCUUUGCCAUCACUCAGUUCUUUGGAGUGCUCUGUGCCCCCUGGAAUGGCCUGCUCAUGGACCAGCUUAAACAGAGGUACCAGAAGAAAGCGAGCAAGACAGGUUUCUCAGUCUCGGCGGUGGCCCUUUGUUCCACGGUUCCUUCUCUGGCGCUGACGUCUCUGCUGUGCCUGGGCUUCGCCCUCUGUGCCUCAGUCCCUGUCCUCCCCCUCCAGUACGUCACCUUCAUCCUGCAAGUGAUCAGCCGCUCCUUCCUCUAUGGAGGCAAUGCUGCCUUCCUGACCCUUGCUUUCCCUCCGGAACACUUUGGGAAGAUCUUCGGGCUAGUGAUGGCCUUGUCAGCCAUUGUGUCUCUGCUCCAGUUCCCCAUCUUCACCUUCAUCAAGGGCCCCCUCCAGAAUGACCCUUUCUACGUGAACGUGAUGCUGGUGCUUGUCACUCUUCUGACAUUCAUCCACCCCUUCCUGGUGUACCGUGAGUGCCAGCGGAAAGAAGGCCCCCCUGCAAUCGCUUAGUUUGGAAGCCCUCCAUUUUCAGCUCUGCAGAUGCUUUUGCUAAUCUUCCCCUCCCUUUGAGGACCCCGUAUCCAGAAAGUCUUUGCUCACUCAGGCUACUUGUAUUAAGCAGACAUUACUUUUUCUUAAAUAAAGAAGACACGUAACUGCUAGCUGAGACUUCUGAUAGGCAAGAAAAGAAUUUCAAUGCCAAGCUGAUUGAUACCAUACGGACCCAAAGCAAAAGCUUGUGGAAGUUCUCCUUAGUUGCAGAGCAGGACGCACAUGGCCUUGGCAGACCCUUGACCCGAAGGGAGGUGAUGUGAUGGGAGAGGAGGUGUGUCACCUGCUUCUCUAGGCCUCUUUGGCCCUGAAGCCCAUGUGUGCCUGGGCCCUGUACCACCAGGUAAAUUUCCAGGUGGAGGGUGAGGUUGUCAUGGCCUCAGCUAUGCCCCCUGGCAUUUGGAGGUGGUGCCCAGCUCUCCCUCAAAGGCACAGCCUUGGUUAGAGAGUGGCAGUGACAAAGGCUUGGUUAGAGAGUCUUGGGAGACAGAGGAGAGACGGGUUGGGGUGGGGGUGGGGGGGCCCUGGGCCUGAGAUCCAGCUCUGCCACUGAUGCUGGAGGCCCUUGAGCAGAUCCCCCUUGGACUGAGCGUCAGUUUUCCCAUCUGUAAAAUGAGAGGAUUCUGGAGUUGGAGGGUCUUUCUGAAGCUAACAAUCUAGAAGGAUUUAAGAGGAGUGGCAGAGAAUCAGGCCACCCAGAGAGCCUUGGGUACCAGCUGGCCUGCUCGACUGAAGGAUUUCUGACAAAGCCUCUUAGGGAUGUUUUCCUCAACAAGAAGGGAGAUGAUGAUUGACUUUGGGAAUUAUAUAAAAAUGUUCUCGGGAGAAGAAUUUUGUAGAACAGUAAAGUCUUUCUGCUUA
This is a messenger RNA of Equus caballus (horse), 2408 nucleotides long. It is a transcript of the gene SLC43A3, whose product is annotated as solute carrier family 43 member 3. Gene Ontology annotation, molecular function: transmembrane transporter activity. Lineage: Eukaryota; Metazoa; Chordata; Mammalia; Perissodactyla; Equidae. The record is from RefSeq and is a predicted model, not a curated record. Gene Ontology annotation, biological process: transmembrane transport.